UAAAAACUUUCUUUGCUCCCACCCAUCGAUUUGAGGUCUUUUUCUACGGAGUGUUGGCUUGGACUGAGGCGUAAACCAAACGGCUUCAAAAUGUUUAAUUUCGGACCAAAAAUAUUUUUGCUUUUUCUGCUCGCUUUUCCAAUCACUCUUGUUUCCAUAGGUGGGGUUAAAGCUGAGAGUGACCCCUCAGAAGACCAAGGUCCGGAUUCUGUAGUUGAGGAAGAGGAUGAGGACGAAGAUGAGGUUCUGGUUGAGGAGGCCCAAGUUUCUGAAUCGGACACGGACGAAGAUCUAGAUGAAGACUCUACAGGAACCGAUGUGACUUCUCACCCUGAUGCAGACACCACCAUUGUAUUCGUUACUGGGGAAGAGUUUCCAGCCAAUGAAAUUGUGAAGUUCCUGGUUGGUUUCACCAACAAGGGGAGUCAAGACUUCACUGUCCAAUCACUGGAGGCCUCAUUCCGUUACCCACAGGACUACCAGUUCUACAUUCAGAAUUUCACAGCCCUGCCCCUCAGCACUGUAGUCCAGCCCCAGAGACAGGCGUCGUUUGAGUACUCCUUCAUCCCAGCUCAGCAAAUGGCCGGCCGCCCCUUUGGACUCGUCAUCCUGCUCAACUACCUGGACAGUGAGGGUAACGGUUUCCAGAGCGCCAUAUACAACCAGACAGUCACCAUUAUCGAGUUGGACGAGGGGCUGGAUGGUGAAACGAUGUUCAUGUAUGUCUUCCUCUCUGGGCUGGUGGCUCUGCUGCUCUUUGGAAUUUACCAGGUGUUGGAGGCUCGAACGAGGAAGAGACUACCUGUGAAAGUAGAGACAGGUACAGGUGGUCUGAACGACGUGGACAUCAGCUGGAUUCCCCAGGAGACCCUCAAUGUCAUGAACAAAGCCUCCCCAAAAGCCUCUCCCCGGAAGCGCACCAAGAGAGCCGCGGGCACGGACCAGUAACCCGGCCCGGCCGCGAGGCCCAGCCCCACUCCAGCCCCUCCCCCUCCACCCAAUUCUGCCCAAUGGGCAUGUCCGCCCGCCACAGAACUCUCGAGACACGCCCUUGCCCUGAACACGCAAGGCUCCAGAACAGUAGCGGUCGCGGCGCAUGCCAAUCCGCCUGUUCUGCUCGCAUCCUGAUGGAGUGUACCGCCACUACCUGCCGGACCCUAACUGAUAUGGUUUUAACACAGAUGUUGGGCCUUAAUUUUUUAAAAGUUUGGAACAGAUUAAUGAAACAUUGGCUUGCUUAAAGCCUGGUUUGAAUCACUUUAUUGCUGUAAUGUGGUGUGUCCCAUUCAAAGAAAGAUGUGUAAUUUUUUAAUGUGUGCGUUUUAUUGCCUAUCCAAAGGCUGUUGUCGCAGCUGUUUCAGUUGAAAUGUGAUUGAGUUUAUUUUAGCAGGUUUGUAAUGUAAAAAUUGCAACAAACCAGGGGGAUCUGUUUUUAGUUUUCUUAUUUUGUAUUGAUCUGAUUUUCACAUCUGUAAAUUAUGAGGAUGCUUCCCAUCACAGAUAUCAGGGAUCCGUUGAUCCUUGCCCCAAAUCAAUUAUCUGCUCUGACUGUGGGCAAAAAAACAGUUUUUGAAACUCAAUUUGGAACAGAAUUAGUAAGCUAUCAGAAACACCAUCUCCAAAAGCAGCUUCUCUCUCUCUCUCUCUCUCUUUCUCACUCUCACUCUCUCACUGACACACAGGGGUGCUGCACACAGAAGGAAGCUCGGUCAUGUUGACAGAGGGCAUUGGGCCCUGGGUACCUCGGAGGCGGGUGGUUUGUGGUUAUUGUGGCAGUAUUCUGUGUUGCUUUGCUCAGAGCCAUUCCACGUACAAUUUGAACACUAACUGAUGAAUAUGUGGCGCGGGUUCGCAUCAGCUGAGAUGCUUUGCAAUUCGGUGCCAGUUAUCACAACUUUUUAAGGAGCACUACUGUGGUACAGUCGGUCCUUAAAAGAUGACAAUCUGGGGGGAAACUGCUGAUGGGCUUGUCUGUGAAUUGGUAUUUGGGUGAUUGCAUUUGACUGCUUGAUUGGAGACCGGUGUUUUGAUAAUGUACAGUGAGUCAAUGCAUGCUGUUAAUAAAGACUACCAAGCUUGGCAGAACCUAAGGACUAA
Anguilla rostrata (American eel) is the source of this 2097-nucleotide messenger RNA. Its product is annotated as translocon-associated protein subunit alpha-like. The record is from RefSeq and is a predicted model, not a curated record. The transcript has 9 exons. Lineage: Eukaryota; Metazoa; Chordata; Actinopteri; Anguilliformes; Anguillidae. Bases 91 to 948 code for a protein of 285 amino acids. Gene Ontology annotation, cellular component: endoplasmic reticulum membrane; endoplasmic reticulum.